Messenger RNA from Arvicola amphibius (Eurasian water vole), 4807 nucleotides. RefSeq lists its product as uncharacterized. The transcript is spliced from 9 exons. The coding region runs from base 292 to 2679 and encodes 795 amino acids. NCBI's taxonomy places the organism in Eukaryota, Metazoa, Chordata, Mammalia, Rodentia, Cricetidae. Gene Ontology annotation, molecular function: GTP binding. The record is from RefSeq and is a predicted model, not a curated record.
CUCUGCUCUGCCUUCAGCACCGAAAGACCAAGAGACCUCUUUACUCAUGGCUGGAGGGAAGGCAGGAGUUCUCUGUGGCUUCUCUGGGCCACUUUAAAGUCUGUCACCAAGAAAGGGCAAGGUCUUCAAGCUCCUGCAGAAGUCUUGUUCGCUGCUUUCAGUCUUGUGGCUGCUUCUUCAAUUCUGCAUCAUUUGUGGGAAUUUGCUGAUUCCCACACUCAGAACAGAGACACAGAACCACACAGAAUGAGCGCAUGAAUGAGUAAAUCGUGACUGAGAAUCCUGAGAAGCAUGGGAGGAAGGAAGAUGGCAAGAGACGAGGAAAGCACCUAUGGCUUGGAGGAGGAUUCACAGAUCCCAAGGGGGCCCCCACUGAGGCUCAUCCUGGUAGGUAGGACCGGGACCGGCAAGAGUGCCACUGGCAACACCAUCCUGGGCCGGACGUGCUUCCUAUCCAAGCUGGGGGCUGUGCCUGUUACCAGAUCCUGCUCCUGGGCCAACAGGAAAUGGGCUGGCUGGUAUGUAGAGGUGGUGGACACCCCGGAUGUCUUCAGCUCCGAGGUCAAACAGACCGACCCUGCGUGCUUGGAGACAGCCCACUGCUUCCUACAGACGUCGCCCGGGCCGCAUGCGCUGCUGCUAGUCACCCAGCUGGGUCGUUUCACCACUCAGGACAGCCAGGUGCUGGCCCGGGUGAAGCGGGUGUUCGGGGAGAAGGUGAUGGCGCGGACUGUUGUGGUGUUCACUCGCAAGGAGGACCUGGCAGGAGAGUCUCUGCAGGAUUACGUGCAAUGCACAGACAAUCGCGCGCUGCGGGAGCUGGUGGCUGAGUGCGGGGGCCGCAUGUGCGCCCUAAACAACCGAACCACUGGCCCCGAGCGCGAGGCACAAGCUGAGGAGCUGCUGGGCCUGGUCGCUGGCCUGGUGAGGGAGCACGGGGGCGCGUACUACUCCAAUGAAGUGUAUGAUCUGGUGAGGACCCUGCGGGACUCUAGCCCCCAGGACCAAGUCAGCAAGGUGGCAGAGAUGGUGGCAAGACGUAUGCAGAGGCCGCUACGCACCAGGCUGCUAACUGGGCUGUGGGACUGGCAGAAAUCUUACAGGAAGAGUUGGAGACGGGGCGUGGCUAUUUUCCUGGGUGUGGCCUUCCUGAUCUACCUGCUGGUCUACAGAAAGGUGCAGUCAGGUAAAGAAAUGCUCCACACAGCAGAGAAGAGGCAGUCAGCACCCAGUCUCAUGUCUGAGCUCAGCUGCCCUUUGAGGGGGCUCUCAGGCCCUCUGGGACCAGCAGCGCUUUUCUGCCCCCGUUUAGGGGACCGGUCUAAAGACAAGGUGGUCAUGUCAGCGUUCAAGGCCUUUCCCCCCACUUUAGGGGACAGCCUGCGGGGCAGUGGCGUGUGCUGCGUCACUGUGUUUUUUCUUCUUUUCCUGACUCUGGAGUUACGGCUCUGCAAGAGGUCUUUCUGUGAGAGCAUCAUCCAGCAGGCACAGGUCCUCUGCCUGCAAGGGACUCCCGCUGGAGACUGGAGGCUGAGCCCUGCUGGCCCGGAGCAGGACCUCAAAGCCAAGCAGGGAAGAUGCGUGAUUAAACCCCUGGUGGGAAUUUUAUCCUGUCUUGUCUAUCGACUCUUUCCAUCAUGGUACCACAAUCUCUUCCCUCUCUCUCCAGGUGUGCGGAGGCAGCCAGUCCUCCUGCUCUCCUUCCUCCCAGGUCAGUUCUUGGAGGAGUUGCCAUCCUCCCAGAAGAAAAUGGAAGGCCUCCAGAAGAGCACAUAUGGAGCCAUAGUUGAAGGGAGCGGGGAAGCCUACUGUGGAGCAGAAUCGGGCUGCCUGAGGAUCCUCUUGGUCGGAAAAUCUGGCUGCGGGAAAAGCGCCACAGGGAACAGCAUCCUCCUCCGAAAAGCAUUUGAGUCUAGGCUCGGAGCCCAGUCAGUGACCAGGACCAGCCAGGCAGAGACGGGCACAUGGAAGGGAAGGAGACUGCUAGUGGUAGACACGCCCCCCAUCUUUGGAUCAAAGGCCCAGGACCAAGACAUGGACAAGGACAUUGGAGAUUGUUACCUGCUGUGUGCCCCAGGACCCCACGUGCUGCUGCUGGUGGCUCAGCUGGGACGCUUCACAGCUCAGGACACCCUAGCCGUGAGGAGGGUGAAGGAGAUCUUCGGGGCAGGAGUCAUGAGGCACGUGAUCGUCCUCUUCACCCACAAGGAAGACCUGGCAAAUGAGACUUUGGAUGAGUUUGUGACCCACACUGACAACCACAGCCUGCGCAGCCUGGUCCACGAGUGUGGGAGGAGGUACUGUGCCUUUAAUAACAGGGCCUCAGGGGAAGAGCAGCAGGGGCAGCUGGCAGAGCUCAUGGCCCUGGUGAGGGGGCUGGAGCAGGAGUGUGGGGGCUCUUUCCAUAGCAAUGACCUCUUCCUUCAUGCCCAUGUGCUCCUUAGCAAUGGCUGCAGGGAGUACCAGGAAGCUUACAGGUGCUACCUGGCCAAGGUGAGGCAGGAGGUGGAGAGGCAGAAGCGGGAGCUGGAGGGGCAGGAGGGCAACUGGGUGGCUAGGAUGUUUUGCAGAGUCAGGACAUGCUCGUGCUCCCAAAUCGCAGCAGCCGCCCUUCUUAUUGGGUGUGGUUUGAUUUUUAUUGGCAUUUUAAUAAACUUGUAUGUUAACCGGUGGAACUGAGCCUUUUCAGGUGAUUUCUGCCAUCAGCGCCCUCUCCCAAGGUUCGCAUCUCUGUCUGCACUGGGCACCUCAGUUUCACUCUCAUUUGGCGCCCUUGAAUCAAGUAUGCAAGAAAAAAAAUGUAUUUCCUAAGUUGUGAGGGUGAAUCAAGUAGUUCCAUCAUAAAGGUCCGGGUGUUGGUAUUCAGGCAUCUGCACUGGCCGCCCUUAGGGUCCUACAGGAUGCGCCUCAACUGCGCCCACUAAGAACACCCCCGUGCACAUUCGCCAUGUUCCCUCAUCAAAGUCAAGCCUCGUCCACCUCCUGUCUCCUUCUCUUCCACCACUCUUGUCCCCAGGGACCAGUUGGCCCUCUCUCUGCCCCCUUUUCUGACCCUUCUCUCCUCCUCCAAUAAACCUCCACUGUGAGCCCUGCUGUAGGGCUUUACUCCUUCCUGCUGAUGUUUAAACUAUAAUAUUGGUGUCGGACCCGCGGCAGGCUCUUCUGGGCUUCCUCUUGCCCACUGGCAGCCUGAGGCAUGCCGAGACCCUGGAUCCCGGUCCACAUAUGACAGCCUCACUUGUCCAGCUAACAGAUUGUUGAGCCCCGUCAAAAUGGGCGUGAUUGGUGAGCCUCCCCUAGUCUGGCCAUUCCCCACAAGUGAGGAUUUGUCUCUCUGCCAUGCUAUCUCACCUCUGGAACAAGCCCUGAUAUCAGAUAACCCACGUGUCUCUUGGGGCUCAGCACGCCAUGGCCCCUGGACCUUUGGGUGAUGACCCACUGGCCAGCUUCUGCCUUCUCAGUCAAUCCCUUCUGAACUGGGACGCUAGGAAUUGCAGACCCUUGGCUCUUCUCUGCCUCGCUCAUGGGAACUGUAUCACUGUCUCCACCUCCAAGCGCUCAGGCUUUUAAGAGCUUCUAAAUUCAUCUGUCUUCGCUGUUAAAUCUGCCCAAUGCCCCUUAGACAUCAAUCCAAAUGGCUGCUUCUCAGCACCCCAUAUCCUGAUAUUUUAAGGGACCUUGGCUACAUUCUGUGAGUGAUCCAAUAGAUGGAAGGGGUGCCCUGUUUUCAAGCUUUCUCUUAUCUCCACUUCAAGCCCUCUCUACAUUCUUUCUCCCGGCUCUUCUCAGCUAUGAAGCCCGUUAAGGUGCAUUCCCCCUUUCAUUGAGUAAACAGACAACAAACUGGGGUUUUAUACAUCUAACUCUGCUUCUUUCAUUUAAGAAUUCCAAAGUUAAUUUCUGAAGCAACAGUCGGCCUCUGCCGCUAAAGCAGUUCCAUGCUGCCAGGUCCCUUUCUGCCAUCAGCCAUGCAGCAUGCGCACCCUUUAAAAGUACCCGCCAAGCAGAGCUCAUUCCCGUUGCCUGGUCUACUGUCUCUUACACCUGUCUUUGUCUCUAAUUUCCUCCCUUGCUCCCUUUUUCUCUCUCGUGCUUCUCUUCAUCUUCUCUGUCUGCCUCUUUCAAGUCCCCACUACAAGGCAGCCUUUUAUGCUUUCACUCUGCCUCCCAAUAAACCUCUUGCACUAACUCUGUUGCAUGUGGCGUGUUUGCUUGGUGGCAUAUCGGGCAGGGCCCGCCAGAGGUAGCCACUUCACGCUAGGAGCCUACCCGCCUGAUCCACCUGCACAGAUCCACUCUCUUCCACCUGCAACAAAUCUGCUUCCUGAUCUGAUUUCUCGUUCACUGACAGCUUUACCUUCUAUUCAAUACCAACAACUGGGUCUCUGGCAGGGCUCCCUGCCUCUGACCAUUCCCCUGGAUGUGAGGCUUCAUUUCUUGAGCACAGUGCGAUUGUGUCUCUCAGGGCUCAUAGCCCUUGGCCCUGUUCUUGCGAGACGAUGUAUUGGACAGCUUGUGCCCACUCAGUCUGGUCCUCCCUGGACCCCUGGAUCCGUCUCAUCCUGGGAACUGUGUCACACACCUCCUCUCUUUUGGAGACUCACUGACCAGUAUUUGCUGGACCAGCAGUCAGGGAACUGAGAAAGAAGUCUCCACUUUUUUUUCUUUGCUUCAAGACCUGCUUGUGUCUGUCUGCUCACCCUCUCUAAAUGUCCUGUUUGCUGCAACAUGUGGGUCAGAUGAGGAGGCCUGCUUCCUCCUGCUCAGACACACCAGUUUCCCUUUCUUUUUAUUUGCCCGACUACUA